CGGAGCAGGUUUACUCAUUUGCAUUUUUCCUGCUGUCACAUCAGGUGUGUUCUGGAUUGUUUUCAGGUGAAAUCAUUUCUACAAUGAGAUCCAAAAAGGGGGAAAUGAAUUCUACAAGGGCAUCUAGCAUCAUGCAAGGGAUAACAUGUUGCAUGCUUUGGUGGCUGUUGUCUUUUGUAUCUCAUGGAAGCUUCUCCUGGAGCUGUGUAUCAGGAGCUUCCUGUGGCAAUUAUUGCAGUUCAGUUUGUAAUGAAACAUUCUCCAGCUGCUGUAUGAGGUAUACAACAAACAUCCUGGAUGGUUCAACCCAAACAAACCCUGCUGAAGCCUUGAUGAGCCUAGAAAAAAUUCUAGAAGAAACUCCAGUAAAAGGAGUCAUAAAUAUAUCUUCAGGCAAUUUUGUGGCUCUCCUCUUCAAACCCACUGGUUCCUUUACAGGCCUUGAAAUUUAUGCCAGUGACAAUGAGGCAGGAUUGAGUCAGGUCCCCAAGAGCAAAGUGCAUGUUCAGCUACCAAGCACUCUGAAUAUUGGACAACAGGACAAGAUUGUGUUCUCCUUGUUUAAGUUGCCUGAAACAAAUGGGACUGAUGCGGGAGUGUUAUAUGAUGUAUAUGAUCGAAGACUGGUUAUCCUGAGUGUGCAGGGCAAGCAAAUAUCAGGUCUUAAGGAUCCUGUCAACAUCACCAUAAACUUUAAGGAUAUAAAUAAAACCCAGGAACCCUCCUGUCAGUUCUUUAAUUUUUCAACAAACAAUUUCAGUACGGAUGGCUGUCACACUCGGUGGACUGAUGGUCAGAGUAAUGUCACCUGUUCCUGUGACCAUUUCACAUACUUCGGCGUGCUCAUGACGUCUCCUUCUGUGCACGUCUCAAAAAAAGAAAUUGAGAUAUUAGCAUACAUUUCUGUGAUUGGCUGUAGCGUGUCUCUCUUUACUCUGAUCAUCACCGUUUUACUCUUCAUCACAAACAGGACGCUCAGAAAAGAUGUUUCUAUGAACAUCCACAUCAAUCUCGUCAUCGCCCUGAUCCUCCUCAACCUGCACUUCCUGCCCAGUCAGGCAGUGGCAGCACACCCCUCCACUUGGCUCUGUUUCUACAUGGCUCUUGCCCUUCACUACUCCCUGUUGGCCACUUUCACCUGGAUGGCCUUGGAGGGGUUCCACCUCUACCUUCUCUUAGUCAAAAUCUUUAACAUUUCUGUCAGCAGAUACAUUCUCAAACUCAGUGUGGUGGGAUGGGGUGUUCCUGCAGUCAUUGUGUCAGUGGUGGUUAUCAUAGACAGAGGCUUUUAUGGCCAUGUCCCUCUAGACAGAUCAAACUAUGAUGACACGAAAAUAUGCUAUAUAUCUAAUGAAACAGUGAAGGCGGUCACUACUACUGGACUGUUCACCAUGGUGUUCCUCUUUAACAUGAUCAUGUUUAUGGUGACAGUCAAACGUGUUUUGAAUGUUGGGUAUAACAAAGAGCUUCGCCGCAAAAACGCCAAGCAAGCAAUUUUUCCCCUGCUGGGUGUCUGCGCUCUGCUCGGCAUUACCUGGGGCCUGGUCUUCUUCUCGUUCAGUAACCUGACCAACAUUUCCCUCUACCUUUUCUGUCUCCUGAACUCACUGCAAGGUUUUUUCAUCUUCCUGUGGUUUGUAUGUUCAUUAAGAAGGCUUAAAAAAUCAGCUGAAGCAACUUCCUCCAGUAAGAUGAUCAACAGCAAAUAACAAGAGUUCGAGAAGUGUGUUCAUGGAAUUUACUUUACUUUACUUUACUUUACUUUAUUGAUUUAUAUAUCAAUCUUCACAGGAUAAAAACCACAAAGUGCUUCACAAUAAUAUAAAACACAUAAACAUAAAACAGUACAAUCAAACAUACAGUACAAAUCUAAUUAAAAGCUAAUCUAAAUAAGUGAGUCUUAAGAUGAUGUUUAAAAGAAUAAAUAAAAUUCCGGAGGGAGAGAAUUCCACAACCUGGGGGCCACCACUCUAAAAGAUCUAUCAACUCUGGUUUUAAAACGUGUUUGGGGAACUACCAACAGCCUUUGAUUAGAUGAUCUCAGGCUGCGAGAAGGAGUGGGAGGUUCUAAGAGAUCAGAAAUAUAGGCAGGAGCGUCAUGAUUCAAAGCUUUAAAGUCAGUUUUUAAAAGGACAGUUUAUGGACUUCCAAACUGUUCAGCUCUACUGCUCAGAAGAGCAGAAUAUCAUCAGCAUAAAAGUCAGGGAACUGCCUAAUUUCACAUUAUAAUUUUGGCUUUAGAUUGUCUGCAUGUAUAACCAUGUACCAUGUGUAAUGAAAUGGGAUGAGGGAUUUAUCUUUCCAAGAUAUUAUGUUUAGAUAAGAUGUUUAUUCAAGUUUCUUUUCUUCUAUGAAGGGCAAUUCUGUGAAAAUUGUGAAAUGGUGAAACUGAGAGAAUAAUUUCUGCAGAAAAUCCUGAUCUGACCUGAUCUUUCUGUCCUGAUUGGUCCUGGUUCAUUGUCUGUCAAGUCAUCUAUUCUACUUUUAUACAAUGCAUAAGGAUCUGAUCUUAGUUUUAGUUGUGUAGAGCUCUGACAUUUGUAAUUCUGAUAUUCUGGUAUUGUUAUCUAGAUAAUUACUGCAUAUCAUAUUUUAUGUGAGAUUUUUAAAUAUAUCUUCAGGUGUGUCUUCUUACAUAUAUAAAAUGCAUUUGUGAAUACUUUCAGUACUAUUUUGCUUAUCUAAGCAUGUAUCUGUAUCUGAGUUUACCAGAGGCUAUCAUGUCAAUAUAAACAAUAAAAACUGGAAAUUG
Molecule: messenger RNA, 2752 nt
Organism: Haplochromis burtoni (Burton's mouthbrooder)
Lineage: Eukaryota; Metazoa; Chordata; Actinopteri; Cichliformes; Cichlidae
Product: adhesion G-protein coupled receptor G2-like
Exons: 16
Coding region: 84-1709 (541 amino acids)
Biological process (GO): adenylate cyclase-activating G protein-coupled receptor signaling pathway; cell surface receptor signaling pathway
Cellular component (GO): membrane
Molecular function (GO): G protein-coupled receptor activity
Source: RefSeq, a predicted model, not a curated record